Messenger RNA from Toxotes jaculatrix (banded archerfish), 2948 nucleotides. RefSeq names its product phosphoglucomutase 5 (gene pgm5). Gene Ontology annotation, molecular function: phosphoglucomutase activity; magnesium ion binding. NCBI's taxonomy places the organism in Eukaryota, Metazoa, Chordata, Actinopteri, Toxotidae. Gene Ontology annotation, biological process: carbohydrate metabolic process; myofibril assembly; striated muscle tissue development. The record is from RefSeq and is a predicted model, not a curated record. The transcript has 11 exons. Bases 280 to 1983 code for a protein of 567 amino acids. Gene Ontology annotation, cellular component: cell-substrate junction; adherens junction; sarcolemma.
UAACAGCAGAGGAGAGUUUUGCUGUUUAGUACUAAGGGAUGCAGCUCUCCUGGCUUUAACAUUAGUUGCCGAGGUGAGAACAUUUUUGGCCCCUGUGUGGGGCUGCAGGCACUGGCUGGAUUGAACAACUGUAACUUCACUUCACAAGCUGACGAGGUCCAUCUUUGAGCUUUAAAUUCCCACUGCUUUUACUCUGUGGUCGGAUACCACGGAAGCCAACUCCAGACCUAGCUUCAGUCUGUUUGAUCGGCGCCCUCCCGUUGGGUCCCGACGAGGAGGAUGGAGACGAGCCCCAUCCCGGUGGUGACGGUCCAAACCGCCCCCUUCGACGACCAGCGGCCUGGUACCAACGGGCUGCGGAGGAAGACAGCGGUGUUCGAGGGCAAAAAGAACUACCUGCAGAACUACAUCCAGAGCGUUUUGUCCUCCAUAGACCUGCGGGACCGACAGGGCUGCACCAUGGUGGUGGGCAGCGACGGCCGCUACUUCAGCCGAGCUGCCAUCGAAGUGAUCGUGCAGAUGGCAGCUGCAAAUGGGAUUGGUCGUCUGGUGAUCGGCCACAACGGCCUCCUGUCCACCCCUGCUGUUUCCUGCAUCAUCAGGAAGAUCAAGGCCAUUGGAGGGAUCAUCCUCACAGCCAGUCACAACCCUGGAGGCCCCGGUGGAGACUUUGGAAUCAAGUUCAAUGUGGCAAAUGGGGGCCCGUCUCCGGACACAGUGAUGGAGAGGAUCUACCAGGUGAGCCGGACACUUGAGGAGUAUGCCAUCUGCCCUGAUCUCCGCAUUGAUCUGUCCAGGUUGGGAAGACAAGAAUUUGACCUGGAGAACAAGUUCAAACCUUUCAGAGUGGAGAUCGUAGACUCAGUUGAGGUGUAUCUACAGCUGCUGAAGAACAUCUUUGACUUCAACGCCAUUAAAAGUCUCCUCACAGGACCAGAUCAGCUGAAGUUACACAUAGAUGCAAUGAAUGGAGUGAUGGGCCCCUAUGUACGUAGGAUCCUGUGUGAUGAGUUGGGGGCCCCUGCUAACUCUGCGGUCAACUGUGUCCCUCUGGAGGACUUUGGUGGCCGCCCUCCUGAGCCCAACCUGACUUAUGCCACCUCUCUGGUAGAUGCCAUGAAAGGAGGCGACUUUGGCUUUGGAGCUGCGUUUGAUGCAGAUGGGGACCGUUACAUGAUCCUCGGAGAAAACGGCUUCUUUGUCAACCCAGCUGAUUCAGUGGCCAUCAUGGCUGCCAACCUCUCCACCAUCCCCUACUUCAGACAGCAUGGUGUCAAAGGCUUUGCCAGGAGUAUGGCCACCAGCACCGCCCUUGACAGGGUAGCCAAAGCCAUGAAACUGGCGCUGUAUGAGACUCCGACAGGCUGGAGGUAUUUUGGGAACCUCAUGGAUUCUGGCCGUUGUUCCCUCUGCGGAGAAGAGAGCUUUGGGACAGGCUCAGACCACAUUCGUGAGAAGGAUGGUCUGUGGUCAGUGCUGAUGUGGUUGUCCAUCAUGGCAGCCAGGAAGCAAGGUGUGGAGCAGAUUGUCAGAGAGCACUGGGCCAAGUUUGGACGCAAUUACUUCUGCAGGUUUGACUAUGAAGGCCUGGAUCCACGUGCAGCUUUUUACUUGAUGAGGGAUUUGGAAGGAGUAAUCUCAGACAAAGCAUUCACAAGCCAGAAGUUUGCUGUAGGAGACCACAUAUACGGCGUGGAGAAGGCCGACAACUUUGAGUACAUCGACCCCGUGGAUGGAACGGUGGCCCGAAACCAGGGUUUAAGGAUCAUCUUCACUGACGCGUCCCGCCUGGUGUUUCGGAUGAGCGGGAGCGGUGGAGGGAUGGGUUCCACCAUCCGCAUUUAUGCCGAGAGCUUUGAGAGAGACCCUGAGAGACACAGCAGAGAGACACAGGUGGUGCUGGGUCCUCUCAUUGCCAUUGCCCUGAAGAUCUCCAACGUCCACGAGAGGACAGGACGCCGUGGUCCUAAUGUCAUCACAUGAGCAAGACAGGAAAACACGCACAUGCACGUGCACAUAUGCGCGUUUCGUCUACCGGCUCACACAGACAAAAAUCCCUUCCAAACUUUUCCGACCUUUUUAACAUACCUUCUCUGUAGCUUCAUUUUCAUUUUUCUUUACCGAGGGUGCUUACUGCAGGGGUUUAUCUCUCAAAAAGAGAAUUAACAUUGCACGCUGUUAUCUCAGCUGUUUAUUGACCACUAUCAUCUGUCAGCUAUUGAGAACAUUGUGUGCAUAGUGCAUAGUGUCAGUGUCUAAACCAGGGAGGCUAUUUAAUUAUCUCUACAGAUAAAUAAUGAAAAAUAUGUAAACAGCAAACAAAUUAUCAAUUUGCAGACUGACAUUUAAUGUUUGUGCCUUGCUUUGAUUGAGACUUAUUGACUGAGGGAGUCUAAGAGAAGUUGUCCAUUUUUUAAUUCACGCCAUUUUUAUAUAACAGUGCAGUGUUCACUUUUCAUAUACCUGUGCUCUUAUAUACAGUAUGUCACAGUGUUGUUGGGGUUUUUUUUUUCAACCAUUUCAUGCAGAAGAAGAAGAAAAGUGUAAAAUAAAACCGGCAUUGCAUCACAACUAAUAUCAUAUAGUGAAGUGUAUAACAUUGUUUAAUAUAAAAUGAGGUCAAAACCUAUCUUGCUCUAUGUAGAAGUGGGGAGCAGUCUCAUUCAUGUUUACUACCCAAGGACGGGGUAUUCAAAAUGUAAAAUAUUGGUGCCUUAGCUAGACAAGGAAUGAAGAAGAAAAAAUAUAUUCUAAAACAAUUUUACUUUUUUUUCUUUAAUUUGUCAGUUUAGGCCUUUGGGAAUGCCGCAUAACCAUAUUUGAAUAUAUUAUUUCUUUCUUUUUUUUUUUUUUUAAAUCCAAAUGAACUUUUUUGUGUGUAGUGCCUGCCUUUUUUUGAAUUGAAUCAGACAGAUCUAAUGGGUACAAAUAAAAAUACAUGAGAGAGA